AUGUCUGCCCAACCACUUCGUGGAAGCCGCCUCGUCAUUCAGACUCUGAACCCUACAGUGCUACCACCAACGGCUCGUGGACCAAGUGGUUCUAGUCGUGUACUUAUCAAUAACCUUACGACGAGCGCUGGUCAGAAGCGCAAACAUGUGCAAACUCUCAUCUCGCAGACUCGAUCUACUUGUUCAGCAGACUGCCAGCUCAUAGUAGAGUCACCAGUACUUCCCCCUUCGAACAAAGGUGAUAUCCAGCUGAAUGUGUUGGAGCAGCCAUGCCUGCUACUGGAGACAACACCGUCUGAUGCACCAAAUGAUGACCUCGUUUGGAAUUCUGUGUUGCUGCACACCAGUGAUCUGUACACCCGCACCUUGUACUGGGAUGCUUUAGUAGCAGUGGAUGCUGUUUUUAGGAUUAGUGUGGAUCUGUGGGUAUUGCAGGAUUGGGAUGGCGAAGAGGAAGUUCUACAGCUUGGAUCUUACUUUCAUGUGGUCUACCUACCUCAGAGUGACGAUGAAUAUGGGGACACCCUGUGUUCCUUCAUCGACACCUUGUGCUGCCUCCCACUUAUUGCUCCGUUCCCGGCCCCUCCUGCAGUUUUAUUACAGUUGACACCCUUCAAUGACAAGUUUAUUUUCUCUUGUGCAUCAGCUAUGGGUCGCUAUGAGUCCGGUAAACGUGUUGUUGUUACAUUGCAGCAAGAUGGCCGUUGGCAUUGUCAUUCGUGCCGCUACUCAGAUGCUUGCAAGCACAAGCCACAUGCGAAAGCUUUUGCAUUGGAAGCUGGACUUAUGGUGAACAUGUAG
Messenger RNA from Suillus fuscotomentosus, 801 nucleotides. RefSeq lists its product as uncharacterized. Bases 1 to 801 code for a protein of 266 amino acids. The record is from RefSeq and is a predicted model, not a curated record. The transcript has 3 exons. Lineage: Eukaryota; Fungi; Basidiomycota; Agaricomycetes; Boletales; Suillaceae.